CACCGCCCUGAUAUUUCCUAUUUACGCCCUGUAUUUUAGUACAAAAAUACAUGGUAUUUUUUUUUAAUACAUGACAUCCUUUCCUCUUUCCCUUUCUCCUUUCCUCUUUCCCUUUCUUUAUUUAAACCCCCACAUUUCCCAUGUUUUCCACACAUUUCACUUUCACUUUCCAAACUUUGUUUAUUGGCUUUCUUUUUCAAGAAAUUUCCGGCAUUGACCAAGGUAUUUGGAGGCGUUGACCAACAUUGACCGGCGUUGACCAACAUUGAGCAGCGUUGACCAAUCAAGAAAAAUUUCCUCCGGCGUAAUGGCAAACAAUGUUCCAUAUUCGAGCAAUGAUGGGGACGGGGUUAAUUAUCACGGUAGAUUUCAGAUAACUGAUGCAUUCUCAACGGUUAAUGAUGCGGUUAACCAUCUUAAUGAAAUUGCAAUUUCCAUAGGGUUCGAAUUGGUUAUUGAUUCGUAUAAGCAGAAUCCGACUGGUCCACUGCGUUGCUAUUUGAAAUGUUUUAGGGGGGCGAGAUACUCGGGAAAUAAGGUAGAUCCGAAUAUUAUGGUGCGACCUAAUACAUCGACAAAGUUUUGUGGAUGUAAUUUUAUGAUUAGGUUGGUUUUGGGGGACAAAUGGCAUGUGUCUAUUCCGAAUAGUGAUUAUGCUUUCCACAACCACGCAUUCAUAGUAUAUGCGGAGGGUCACAGACGGACUAGUGGGCUCAAUGAUGAUGCUAGGCGGAUGGUUAGACAGAUGACUGAUGCCGAGACCGCACCCAGAAACAUUCAAGCUGCUGUAAAUGAGGCAUUCCCCCAUCUUCACCAAACGAUAAAGCAUAUAUACAACGAGAGGUAUUUUUACAAGAUGGAAGGGCGUGAAGAACGGACUUCAGCUGAAAAUUUUCUGUACCUUGCUCUUCGAAAAACUAUGUGUAUUGGUCAUUACGGGAUGAUGAUGGAGUGA
Molecule: messenger RNA, 955 nt
Organism: Beta vulgaris subsp. vulgaris (sugar beet)
Lineage: Eukaryota; Viridiplantae; Streptophyta; Magnoliopsida; Caryophyllales; Amaranthaceae
Exons: 2
Coding region: 308-955 (215 amino acids)
Source: RefSeq, a predicted model, not a curated record